CUUAAUGUCAUCUGGAUGGUCACGCCUCUUUCCAAUGCCAACCAACCUGAACAGGUUAUUCUUUACCAGGGUGGUCAGAUUAUUGAUGGUGCAGCCCAGUUUCAUGGGCGAGUGGGGUUUGCAAAAACAAUGCCAACCACCAGUGCCUCCAUCUUCAUCAACAAUACCAAGCUCUCAGAUACGGGAACUUACCAGUGUUUGGUGAAUAAUCUACCAGACCGAGCAGGACGGAAUAUUGGAGUCAUUGGGCUCAAUGUCUUGGUUCCUCCAUCUGCCCCUGACUGCAGAAUUCAGGGUUCUUUGAAUAUUGGUAGUGACAUCACACUGAGUUGUAAUUCAGAAGAAGGCAUCCCUCGGCCAACUUACAACUGGGAAAGGAUGGAUAAUGUUCCCAAGCUGCCUCCAACAUCCAUUCAAGAUCUAGUUCAGGGUACUCUUCUUCUGCGCAAUAUUAGCUCUUUGUCAUCAGGACGUUACCAAUGUAUGGCAUCCAAUAUCAUUGGAAGCAGCACCUGUUCUCUUGAAGUUCAAGUGAUUACACCUAACCCUCGGAAUAUUGGUCUGAUUGCUGGAGCUGCAGCAGCAGGGGCAGUUGUGCUUAUUGUCUGCAUUGUCUUGGUGGCUGUUACACUCUUUUAUUGGAAAAACAAACACAAGGAGGAAGAGGAGGAGGAGAUUCCCAAUGAGAUCAGGGAAGAUGAUUUGCCACCCAAAUGUUCUUCAUCCACAAAAGCCUUCCAUGGUGAUGCUUCCUCAUCUGAAAAUGACACUCUCACCUCCUCCAAUACGUACAACAGCCGAUACUGGAAUGACCCCAAAGCAAACCAUGCUACAGACUCUUUCACUCACCUCAGCAAUGACGCACGGCAGGCCUUCUCUCGUUCUGGAAGCACCAAUGCCCGUUCUAUAUAUGCUAAUGGAGGUCAUCCAGCACCCCCUCCACCGAAGACAUUGGUAGUGACAACCAAUACAGCUCCAUCUCCACAGGAGAUGGCCAGGAGUAAUGGAUCAGUGAGUCGGAAACCACGACCCCAGCACACAUGGUCCUAUGCUGUAAGCCAAGCAACGCUGGAGAGGAUAGGUGCUGUGCCUGUAAUGGUACCAGCACAGAGCCGAGCGGGCUCUUUGGUGUAA
Messenger RNA from Protobothrops mucrosquamatus (brown spotted pit viper), 1134 nucleotides. RefSeq names its product immunoglobulin superfamily member 11 (gene IGSF11). Gene Ontology annotation, cellular component: cell-cell junction. Gene Ontology annotation, molecular function: ionotropic glutamate receptor binding. The transcript is spliced from 6 exons. The coding region runs from base 16 to 1134 and encodes 372 amino acids. NCBI's taxonomy places the organism in Eukaryota, Metazoa, Chordata, Lepidosauria, Squamata, Viperidae. Gene Ontology annotation, biological process: homophilic cell-cell adhesion. The record is from RefSeq and is a predicted model, not a curated record.